CUGGGAAGAGCCGAGUCUUAAUCUGUUUUAUAUAACAGAUUUCUUUUAGAUCUAAUAAAUAAUUGAAAGAAGUACAUAGAUCUCAACAUGUCCACACCAGCAGAGUCACCUAAGGACACAGGGCAGUUUGACAACCAAAUGUCAUUGCUCAACUACCAGAUCUCUGUUACAGAGAGCAGUCCUGAAGCACAAAGGAAGUGUGUACCAAAUCAAAUACAGGCUCCCUCUGAGACUGAGUGUUCAGCUGAUGACAAGGAACAAGUGCCUAAUGAGGAAGACAAAUUAAUUAAUAUGAUCCAUUAUGGCCAACGAGGACGUAUGGAAGAUCAGUGCUGUCGCUUAGAUCCAAACAGAAGUGCUCCAUGCUCACCACAUAACACGCGGAGGAAACCCAUUCAAAAUUUAGGAUUGGAGAAUGAGACUUUUUUGAAUGUCUUGGCCAGUUCUCAGAGCAGACGGCUGGACGAUCAAAGAGUGUCACUACCCUCAUUACCUGGAUUAAAAAAAGACACCUCUUCAAAUCCAGACUCAAGCUACCUCUGUUAUAUGGUUUCAAAAGUGCAGGGAUCCAGGAUGGAUGACCAAAAGAUGUUCUCUGCCACAAAUUAUAACUGGUGA
Messenger RNA from Boleophthalmus pectinirostris (great blue-spotted mudskipper), 618 nucleotides. RefSeq names its product G-protein-signaling modulator 2-like. Bases 88 to 618 code for a protein of 176 amino acids. NCBI's taxonomy places the organism in Eukaryota, Metazoa, Chordata, Actinopteri, Gobiiformes, Gobiidae. The transcript is spliced from 7 exons. Gene Ontology annotation, molecular function: guanyl-nucleotide exchange factor activity; protein binding. The record is from RefSeq and is a predicted model, not a curated record.